Messenger RNA from Mytilus trossulus (common blue mussel), 2166 nucleotides. RefSeq lists its product as uncharacterized. The record is from RefSeq and is a predicted model, not a curated record. The coding region runs from base 164 to 1993 and encodes 609 amino acids. Lineage: Eukaryota; Metazoa; Mollusca; Bivalvia; Mytilida; Mytilidae. The transcript is spliced from 6 exons.
UUAUUUUACACAAAACUUUAGUAUACAGAUAUUUUCACUUCCUUUUAGUGAAAAUUUGGCCAUGUGAUGAAGUCCAUCAUAAACUUCGACAUCAAAAAGAUCAUGAUAUAAGCAAAACUAAUCCGCAUACUUCUCUUUAUGAUGGACUAGUAUACAUGUAAAAAUGAAAGCCAGCUGGUGGAUUUUAUUUCUUUGUGUUGUUGUACAUGAGAUGGAAGUAUGUACACAAACAGAUAUACUCCCUAGCAGCGCAGGUAUUGUUCCUACACCAACAGAACAAACAAUGGCAGAUUUAUCAUUUAAUAAUAGCCCAAUUGCAUAUCAGACACAAUCUAUUUUAAGUACUGACUUUUCAACUUUGAAAACACAGAUAUUUUCACCUGGUAUAAAUGUGACAUCGUCCAGUAUUGUAGAUGCUAAUACAACAUUGACUUCCGUUGUGCCAUUUGUGUCUACUUCUUAUGUUUCUACAUUGCUGGCAUCUGCUACGCUCGAUAUAUUUCUAACAGACAGUGAAAAGACAAGUAUAGCAGAAUCGAUAAAAAGUAUUGCUAGUGAUCAACUUUCGGUAGAGACAAGCGAGUCCAUAGUUCAAACUGAAUUAACUUUUAUUACAAGUAGUACCGCAAAAUUUGAAUCAACAUUGUUGGAAUUCGUAAAUAACACGGACAACAUAAGCAGCGAAUUUUUCAGUAGUGUGUAUAAAACAUAUUCUCAACUUGACUUUAUACAGACAAACUCGUCGCUUAGCUUGCCGACAAACGCUGACGAGAACUUUCUGUCUGUACCUACAAUCACAGAGACAGUUCUGUCAACUCGACCUGAAUCAACAUAUGACAUAGAGAUAACGAAGAUUUUUGGUAAAGGAAGUACUUAUAGCAGUGAAGAUAUUUCAACACCUUUAAACUUUCAUUUAUUAACCACGAGUAUGGCGGAAAUGUCUGCAUUAAGUAAUUAUUCCUUUAACACACCUGACCUGGCAAGUAGUGUUUCUAAAAUUAGUAGUUCGUAUACCGACAGUGUCUUAUCAACACAAUUAACGUCUAAUCAAUCAUUUAAUUCAGCGGGAACUUUUACAUUGAAAACUACCAACGUCUUGUCAAGUUCAAGUUCGGAUGGACGGCUAAGCUCAUCGCCUCUGUCCACAUUAAUUGCGACUAGCAUGGAUAAAAUAGGACUUAAUGCAAGUUCGUCACUUGUAAUGGAUAAAACAACAGCUAUAGCUUAUUCGUCAAGUGAAAUUUAUAGUUCAACUUUAAAUGGAAUACAAUCGGAUCAGAUAACACCGAAAUCUGACUUAGUUUUAUCUUCCUUUUCGAGUACUUACGAUUCACCUGUAAUUUCAACACUGAAAAACAAUUUGGGGACAUCUUCAUAUGAAACAUUUAUCCACACGAGUGAACAAUCAUAUACAUUUUCAAGUACAAUUAUACGAUCAGAUAUCGAUGGAAUAAAAAGGACUAUUUCCUCAUCUGUGGGCUCGAUCGUCCCAACCACGCCUCAUGAUACAGGUGUUACUUCCGCAUUCAGUAAGAUGCCUUCAUCUACCGCAACCGCGGAGGAUUUUCGACCAGCAGAACUACAGACACAAAUAGACGAUCUAAACGAGACAGUUAAUGGAUACAAAAUCGCCGUGGUAGUACUUGCACUGAUCAUAGUACUUUUAAUAACAUUAAUUGUUCUGUAUAUCAUAAGACGGAGGAGAUAUUAUCAAAGAAAACUAUCAGUUCCUCCAGGGAUGGACGAGGAUUUGUUGAAAAACGAUGGGACGAAGAUGAGACAGCACAACAGAACGUAUUUUGAUACUGCGCAGACAGGCGAAUUGCGUAUAAGUGGUAGAAUGAGCACAGCUUCACUAGAAAAUAAAGACAGUGAACCACUUAGUUUGUUAGAGUCAUUUAACAAAUCUAGGAACCAAACAUUACUAGAAUCAGCCACAGAAAAUGGAGAUAACAAAAACAAAAUUGAUAAUAUAAAAGAUGAGGAAUUGUAAUAUUUCUACUAGUUAUCUCAUGGAAAAACAUUUCAACAUGUUAACUAAAAGUGGUUUUGAUUGGAUAACGCCGUCUGCUGUCAAUUUCACGUCAUUUCCGGAUAUUUAAAAUGUUUAUAUGGAACAAUUUACUGAAUUUGUAUUCGAAAAAGGAAUGAUAGUAGUUGUGUUUG